Molecule: messenger RNA, 1590 nt
Organism: Sclerotinia borealis F-4128
Lineage: Eukaryota; Fungi; Ascomycota; Leotiomycetes; Helotiales; Sclerotiniaceae
Source: the annotation of a GenBank genome assembly
AUGUCCGAAAUCAAAGAGAAGGGUCUUGAGUCGAGUAUCUUGCCCACAGAUGCGACCUCAACAGAUAGUUCAACGUCCCCAAUUUCGCACCAAGAAGCUGAUAUCGAAGCACCAUUAAAGCCAUGGGAGAAACUAGGAUUCAGAGGCUCUGCUCGUCGCUUCUUGCGAACUGUUCAAGGAUAUGUUUGGGAUGAUCCAGAUAAGCCCGCCAUCGAAAAGCGUUUCCUUCUCAAGCUCGACUUCUUCCUCCUCUCCUACGGCUGUCUUGGUUAUUUCUGCAAAAAUCUGGAUCAGGCUAAUCUCAGCAAUGCCUAUGUUUCUGGCCUACAAGAAGCCAUCAAUAUGCAAGGGAGUCAGCUAACAUAUAUGGGAAAUGUCUUUACAGCCGGUUAUGUGAUAAGUCAGCUCCCGGCUGUAAUUCUCGUCACGCAUGUUCGACCAUCAAUCUUGAUUCCUACUCUUGAAGUCUUUUGGUCGGUCUUCACGUUUUGUAGCGCAACUGUUACCACCGUGCCACAGCUGUACGCGUUGAGGUUUCUGAUCGGAUUAUGUGAAGGAGCUUUCUUUCCUUGUAUCAUUUAUGUGAUUGGUUCGUGGUAUACAAAACAAGAGCGUGCAAAGCGCGUGACCUUGUUUUAUUGCACAGCGACAUUGGCCACUAUGUUCAGUGGCUACCUGCAAGCAGCGGCAUAUGACAAUUUGAGCGGGCAUCUUGGCCAUGCUGGAUGGCAAUGGCUGUUCAUCAUAUGCGGUACCAUUAGUCUUCCAGUGGGCGUCAUUGGAUAUUUCUUCAAUCCCGAUUUUCCCGAAACUACUCGAGCCUUCUAUCUCAGUAAGGUUGAAAUAAAAUUAGCUAAAGAUCGACUUGUGCGUGAUGGAUACAACACUCUUGGAUCAUCGGCUUGGGAUAGGAAGAAGAUUCUUCGAAUGAUGGCACAAUGGCAAUUUUGGGUUUUACCUAUUGGCUAUUUCUUCAUUCAAGCCAGUCUUCCAUCUCAGCAGCCAGCAUUUGCUUUGUGGCUGAAAUCAAAAGGGGAUUCUGUCUAUGACAGAGAUGUUCUUCCCACAGCCCAAGCUGGAAUUGGUGUGAUCGUCCAGGUUAUAGCCGCCAUGCUCUCUGAUUCUAACCUCUUGCAUGGAAAACGAUGGCAACCAAUUUUGAUUAUGCAACUCGGUACAUUCUUCAGCGCCGUUGUGCUGGCAAUCUGGACUGUGCCCAUCAAGUUAAAAUUCGUUGCAUUCUAUCUCGCAUAUUUCUCGGCCGGCGUACCCGGUCUUUGGUUUUCCUGGUACCCGGACCUCAUGGCUCAUGAUCAUGAAAUGAGAGGGUUUCUGAUCGCGACGAGUAACAUGUUUGGAUACAUUAUGCAAAUCUGGUACUCAGAUGCGGUGUGGAGAACUGCAGAAGCGCCCGACUUUCGUCCGGGCUGGAUUGCUGCAGCAACCUUUGGAGUUGCAGUUGCUGUGACUGCAUUGUUGACGAGAUUUCUUGAAAGGAGAGAUGAAAGCAAAGGAAUUGGAGCUUUUGGCACUAGACCAAAUGAUUUGGAAAACUCGAGAGUUGCGGGCUCAACGGAAAUGUCUCAAUGA